Messenger RNA from Monodelphis domestica (gray short-tailed opossum), 980 nucleotides. RefSeq names its product coiled-coil domain containing 28B (gene CCDC28B). The record is from RefSeq and is a predicted model, not a curated record. Gene Ontology annotation, cellular component: centrosome. Lineage: Eukaryota; Metazoa; Chordata; Mammalia; Didelphimorphia; Didelphidae.
AUGGAUGACAAGAAGAAGAGGAGGAGCCCCAAGCCCUGCUUGUCGCAGCCUGCACCCCCCUCCAGUUCUCUGCGAAGGGUCCCAGUCCCCACCAGCCGAAGUGCCUCCUUCUCCUUGGGGCUCCCCCACCUUCCAUCCCCAAAGCAGCGGUCCAAGUUUAAGAGGGUGACCAAGGAGAAGUGCCGCCCUGUGCUGGCUGGUGGAGGGGGAGCCCCAGCAGGCACACCCUUGCAGCACUGUUUCCUGACGGAGGUGACUGGCGUCUAUGAGAUGGAGGGAGGGUUACUCAACUUACUCAAUGACUUCCACUCUGGACGGCUCCAGGCCUUUGGGAAGGAAUGUUCCUUUGAGCAGCUGGAGCAUGUUCGGGAGAUGCAGGAGAAGCUGGCUCGGCUGCACUUCAGCCUGGAUGUGUGUGGGGAGGAGGAAGACGAUGAGGACGAGGCUGAGGUUGAAGGGCUGCCACAGGAGCAGAAGAAAACAGUGGCCGAUCGUAACCUAGACCAGCUGCUUAGCAAUCUGGAGGAUCUUAGCAACUCUAUACAGAAGCUGCAUCUGGCUGAGAACACAGAACCAGAGGAGGCCCCCACAGCCUAAGUGGAGGCCCUUGGUUGGGAUCCUUUAGAACUUCCCCGUGAUGGCUGAGGUGAGCAGCUGGCCUCUCUCAGAUCGGAGGGUAUGAGGAAAGGAGCCCAGGCACCUUCAUGACCCUGACUGUGACACUGGCCCUCCGAGCUGCAGCACCCUGGGCCUUCUGAUCCCAGAGACCCAGAGCUAGGACCCUGGCUUGGGCCUCUAGGCCAUCUGACCUCACAUGACCCAGGCUGUGACCCCAGGUCCUCUGACCUCACUCUGAGCUCUGACUCAGGCUGUGCCCUCAGGCCUUCUGACUUUACUGGCCUCGAUCUCUGACCAAGGCUGUGAUCUUCCCUGGCCCUACUGGCCCUCUGAUUGCUGAAUUAAACGGAAGGAUGGACGGA